UACUUGAUGAUAUAUUUUUCUAGAUUUAAAGUUGCACAAAAAUUUACCUCAAGUAUUUUAAUUUUUUUAAGAUUAAUAAUCUAUUCAAUAUUUACAAAUUUUUUUAGAUUAUUUCCAUAUAUUUUCCCUUUGACUAGACAUUUAAUAUUUAAUUUAUCUAUAUCAUUAUCUUUAUGGUUAAGAUUUUUUUCUAUUUUCAUUACAUAUAUAAUUCAACCAUUGACUUUAUCAAUUCGAUUGUCAUCAAAUUUAAUUUCUGGACAUCCAAUUCUAAUUCUACUAAGAAAUUUUAUAAUAAAUUUUCUAUUUAUUUUACCUUUUAAUAUAAUUAUUCAAAAUGUACUACUUUUUUUUAUACUUGAUGAUAUAUUUUUCAUUAAAAAUUACGUGCGUGUCGUGAAUGAAGAACCUCGAAAUUUCGAUACAGAUAACAAUAUAGAUGAGACUUUCAAUUGA
Messenger RNA from Heterotrigona itama, 456 nucleotides. The record is from the annotation of a GenBank genome assembly. NCBI's taxonomy places the organism in Eukaryota, Metazoa, Arthropoda, Insecta, Hymenoptera, Apidae.